AUGGCGAAGCUCCUCCGGGCUCGGGCUAUUUACGACUUUAACUCCGAGAACCCCGGCGAGGUGUCUGUUCGCGAGAACGAGAUAGUAACUUUGCACAGCGAGAAAGACAUCGAGGGCUGGUUGGAGGGCACCAAUAGUAAAGGCGAGAGGGGGCUCGUCCCCGCGUCCUACGUGGAGAUACUGCGAGAGGACGACAACAACGCGUAUCCCGAGUCCCGUUACGCGAACGUGCCGUCCACAGGGAGGGCGGAUAACGCUUUCCCCCCUCCUGCCCAGCAGCAGGUUAACCAGCAGACCAGCGACGAUGACUGGGACGACGACUGGGACGACAGCUCCACCGUGGCGGACGAGCCGGGCACCCCCCGGGACUUUGAGGGCAACGGGCCCUCCGGCUACAGAGUGUCAACAUCCUCCGCUGCGAGAGGUCAGCACCCCAAAAGCUCGGCCACGGUCGGCCGGAACCUGAACCGGUUCUCCACCUUCGUCAAGUCCGGAGGCGAGGCCUUCGUGCUGGGCGAGGCGGAGGGAUUCGUGAAGGACGGGGAUAAGAUCUGCGUGGUGAUGGGCCAGCACGGUCCCGAGUGGCAGGAGAACCCGUACCCGUUCACCUGCGCCAUCCACGACCCCACCAAGCAGACCAAGUUCAAAGGGAUGAAGAGCUACAUGUCCUACAGGCUGACGCCCACGCACACCGAGCAGCAGGUGCACCGACGCUACAAGCACUUCGACUGGCUGUACGCCCGCCUGGUGGAGAAGUUCCCGGUCAUCUCGGUGCCGCACAUCCCCGAGAAGCAGGCCACGGGGCGCUUCGAGGAGGACUUCAUUUCCAAGAGGCGGAAGGGCCUGAUCUGGUGGAUGAACCACAUGACCAGCCACCCGGUGCUGGCGCGCUGCGACGUCUUCCAGCACUUCCUCACCUGCAGCAGCACCGACGAGAAGAACUGGAAGAUGGGCAAGAGGAAGGCCGAGCGGGACGAGCUGGUGGGCGCCAACUUCUUCCUGACCAUCAGCACGCCGCCCGCCCCGUUGGACUUCCAGGAGGUGGAGAGCAAAAUCGACAGUUUCAAGUCCUUCGCCAAAAGGAUGGACGACGGCGCCCUGCAGCUCAACGCCACCGCCGGCGAGUUCGCUCGCAAGCAGAUGAGCGGCUUCCGGAAGGAGUACCACAAAAUGGGCGUGGCCUUCAAGGUCCUCAGCCAGGCUUUCGAGAUGGACCAGCAGGUCUACUCGGCCGGACUCAACCGGGCCAUCUCCUUGACGGGGGAAGCCUACGAAUCCAUCGGGGAUUACUUCGCCGAGCAGCCCGCCAAGGAUUUGGAGCCUAUUAUGGACCUGUUAGCGCUUUAUCAGGGACACCUGGACAACUACCCGGACAUCAUCCACGUGCAAAAAGGCGCCCUAACCAAAGUCAAGGAGAGCCAGCGUCACGUAGAGGAAGGCAAAAUGGAGGCGGCGCAGGCGGCGGACGGAGUCAGCGAACGCUGCAACAUCAUCUCGUGCGCCACGCUGGCCGAGAUCCAGCACUUCCACCGGAUCCGCGUGCGCGACUUCCGGGCACAAAUGCAGCACUUCCUGACGCAGCAGAUGGCCUUCUUCGGCAAAAUCACCGUCACGCUGGAGGAGGCGCUGCGCAAGUACGACGACGCCUAG
Messenger RNA from Nerophis lumbriciformis (worm pipefish), 1650 nucleotides. Lineage: Eukaryota; Metazoa; Chordata; Actinopteri; Syngnathiformes; Syngnathidae. The record is from RefSeq and is a predicted model, not a curated record.